AUGUAUGAUAUUCAAAAUCAUUUAUUGGAGUUUAUGAAAAUUAAAACAACUAUAAUUAUAGAUUAUCAACUUUUAUGUAUGUAUAGAAUUCUUGUAUUGCAUCAUAGAAAAAUCAUAGAAGAUGGUUCUCAUUCAACAGUUUAUCUCUUGGUUGGAUGUAUAAAGCAUUAUGGGAAGAGCAAAUAAAUGGUCUUUAAUUAAAAUAAGAAAGGAUUGCGUAAUGCAAAAAUUAGACUCUUGUUUUCGUGUGGCUAUGAUUAUGAAUAGAAAUGGUAGAUAGACAAUAAAAAGAAAAUAGAUGCGUAUUGA
This is a messenger RNA of Paramecium tetraurelia, 309 nucleotides long. RefSeq lists its product as uncharacterized. The transcript has a single exon. Lineage: Eukaryota; Ciliophora; Oligohymenophorea; Peniculida; Parameciidae. The record is from RefSeq and is a predicted model, not a curated record.